GUUUUGAGGCGGUCCAGUUGGUCGGCGGCGCUCCAGCCGAGCGUUCCCACGUGAAACAUGAACGGCUCGCAUUUCGAUUCGCGCCGCGCCUCGCCGCACUCGCGCGCACGAUAACAUCUGCAAAUCCGAUAUUUAGGCCGGCGAUAGCGAUACGGCAUUUCGUGAUCCGCGACGGUCGUACCAUGUGAUCGCUCCCUGCCCCUGGGAGCGAGGACUGAACAAAAAAGCCGCCCGCUAAUGUCUACCCCUCCCGGCCGCUACAAAAAAGGGAUAAAAAGGCUAUUCCUGGAAUGCGCACAUGUGGACGCCGGGUAAUCUUUGGUGCCAUUAUUGAGACUGCAGUUCACAAUGCCUCGGAGGAGCAAGUGGAUGCAUCUGGCGGCAGGAGUCGUGGCAGGAGUCACGCUGGGGAUGUUCUUUAAGCUCUGCCUGCGCUCUUCCUCGAGGACCACGCUGGAGACCUGUCCGGAGGCCAACAAAUACGUCGCUCCCGACCCAUUAGCGUUAAUAGACAUCAGACCUGAAGAGACAGUGCAAAAUUCUAAUAGGACUUUAGUGUUUGUGGGUGUGAUGACAGCGGAAAGAUAUUUAGGGACGAGAGCGAAAGCAGUGUACGAUACGUGGGCGCAGGAUCUUCCUGGGCGAAUAGCGUUCUUUAGUUCGGAAGUGUCGCGCGCGCCAGGUCUUCCCCUGGUGCCUUUGAAGACUGUAGACGAUAGUUACCCGCCACAGAAGAAGUCUUUCUUGAUGAUUUUGUACAUGUAUGAGAAAUACGGUGAUAGAUUCGAGUGGUUUAUGCGUGCAGACGAUGACGUUUAUGUGAGAGCUGAUAAGUUGGAGGAUUUCCUGCGUUCGGUGGACAGUCGGAAGGCGCAGUUUAUUGGGCAGGCUGGCAGGGGGACUGCUGCUGAAAGGAAUGUUUUGGCUUUGGACUACAAUGAGAACUUUUGCAUGGGCGGUCCUGGAGUGUUGUUCUCCCGAGAGACCUUGAGGAGAGUGGCUCCUCAUGUUAAGUACUGCCUGAAGCAUCUGUACACGACCCAUGAAGACGUGGAGCUGGGUCGUUGUGUUGCCAAGUUUGCCGGAGUUCCCUGUACAUGGAGCUAUGAUAUGCAAAUGAUACUGCACCACAACAGCAGCGGGGAGAAUGCUUACACAGGGCGGCUGAAGAAGAGGGAGGUGCACCGGGCCAUUACACUCCAUCCGGUGAAGAACUAUCGCCAUAUGUACCGUCUUCAUUCCUACUUUAAGAACCUUCGCAUCCAAGAGAUCAGAGAGCGCUCGGUAGACCUGCACCGCGACAUCGCCGCUUCAUUGAGGGAGCUGGCGGUGCCGGAGGACCAGGUAGAGGACUACAUGCUACCUGGAGGAAUCCCGCUGUUCCCGGCCAAGGUGGGAGACCGCGGGUAUCUGGGGAACAAUAAGAUAUUAGGUGCUCCCCUUGACAUGGACCGCUACAAGCCGAAGACUUUAGACGAAAUAGUGCCAUUCGAUUUCAUCAGCAGAUCCAUAUACUCCGUGAGCCACAACAACCCGAAGAGGAAGAUUGAGACACCUCUGAAAGAGUCCAUUGAUGAUGUCAUCAGAGAAGUGAUGGAGAUCAUCAACGUGCCGUCCCGCCAGCGCGGGCGCAUCAUCGACUUUAACGAGCUGCUGUACGGGUACACGCGGCUGCAGCCGCUGCAUGGCGUCGACCACGUCCUGGACUUGCUGCUGCGGUACAGGCGGUACCGGGGGAAGAAGAUGACGGCUGCGGUCAGGCGGCAUGCGUAUCUGCAGCAAACUUUCACAGGCAUGGAGAUUCGAGAACUUCCUAUGGGAGAACCACCAACAUUUGAGGAUCCAGAUAUACUUGGAAAAGGUGCCAACAUAAAGGAGAUUAUAAACGAAUACAAUGACUUUGACGAGACGAGCCAACAGCAAACAGGUUUCCUAGAUUUCGGGAAACGCAGCGUGAGAGAAGCACUCGAAAAUGGACUGAUGAAACUGCAGAACCUGCCAAAUGUACUGAAAUGGAAUACUGAAGAGUUCGAGGAAUAUACAGUGUAUGAUAGAAUGAUCUACUUCAUUCUCCCCUUACUGGGCAGACAAGAAAUAUUCUCAAGAUUCAUGAAGAAUUAUGAAGAUAUCGUCUUGAAAUCCAACGAGGCUGUGACACUUGUAGUAGUUUUAUAUCUAGAUGGCAAAAAUCCCCUAGAUUUUAGAAAGUCAAUGUCUUUAAUUAAUUAUUAUAAAGAAACGUACGGUAAAGAGAUCAGAGUGGUCAACAUGGGGUCGAAGACUUUCUCCCGAGGCGCGGCGCUAACUGAAGGACUCAAAAUGUGUUCUAGUGACGACCUAGUGUUCUUUAUUGAUGUAGAUAUGAUGUUUAACUAUAUAACUUUAAGGAGAAUUAGAAUAAAUACAAUAAAAUACAAUCAAGUGUACUUCCCGAUAGUGUUCAGUGAAUAUAACCCUGAAGUAGUGAAUGGCGAAGACUAUAAUAAGUUCAAGGAUGAAAAUGUUGUGUUAAAUAUGAAUUUAGGAAAAUACGUGGCAAGUUCAGAGUACGACGUUAAAAGUGAUAGAGAGAUAGCUAAUUUGAAGUACAGCAACGAUAUUAAUGAUGACUAUGGGUACUUCAGGCAAUAUGGUUUUGGUAUCCUCGCUGUAUACAAGCGUGAUUUGGAAAGGGUCGGAGGGUUUGAUUUGAAAAUAAAAGGUUGGGGUUUAGAAGACGUGCAGUUGUUUGAAACCUUUAUAAAAUCUAAUUUGACUGUGUACAGAGCCCCAGAUGAUAGUUUAGUGCACAUAUUCCAUUCUGUGGACUGUGAUAAGAAUUUGGUGAAGAGUCAGUUCAAAAUGUGUCUUGGAACUAAAGCGUCGACUUAUGGGAGUGAGAAGCAUAUGAUAUACUAUAUGUUGAAUCACCCGGAGGUGCUCUGGCCUGAAGAGGAGAAAGGUGCUAGCUAGUACAGAAUCCAAGUAGGUAGGUUUUGAAUUGUGCGAUGAGAUUUUAUCAAUUUUAUUGUUGACAAUACAUAUCAUGUUGUUGAAGUGUUGUGGAAAUUGAAUAUUUUUAAAUUUUUGAUAUUUUUGUACGAUUGUUUCGCAGUCCUUAUUUUAUAGCUCUCUUCCACACCUGAAGACCUCAAAAUUGUCUUGUAAGCCUCGAUUUUUUAGAAUUUAAAAUACUUCUGUAAAAUAAAAUAGCGGAGGAAGUCUUGAUAUUAUUCAAAAUGCUUUUAUUUUGUUAUAAAAUCGAUGUUUAAUCGCGAUGUGAUAAUAAUGCAUAAUGUAUUUAUUUUCUGAGCGUAUUUUAAGGUCAGUUAUGUUAUGUGACGCAUUUAGUAGUCUACUAAUAUUUGUUCCUAAGUUAAAUAGUAAAGUCGUGAAUGUACAAAAUUUACAAAAAAAUAUGUUGCCUUUCGCAGAAUUUUAUCUAAUAAUAAUUAUGAUAAUUGAGGAAUUCUAAUGGAAAAAAAUCAGUGAAUAUUGUUACAAUAAUUUGAAAUGUAAAUAGGUAUCAACAAGUGGUAAAUUUUAAUCAAAUUAUUUAAAUUAAUUAAAUAAAUCACAUUAUUUAUUGCGCUUGUCAGUUUUGUUUGGUCAUAGGUGCUAAAAAAAUUGUUGGUUUCUAAAUAAAUAAAAAACAUCGAUAAAUACUCAUUUUUUUUCAAAAUAGUAAGUAAUGGUUGUGAAUUAAUGAAAAUUAUUCCAUUAUCAAAAAUAUCUCUGUUGUGUACAUAAUGAGAUUGAAAUGAAAAGAAUGUGAAUUGAAAAUUACGAGAGAAAUAAUUAUAAUUUUAUUGCAGAAAAAAAAAUUGUUUUAUGAUAAUUCUAUGUAUUGGAUUCAGUAUUUUCAAUAGAAUAUAUU
Molecule: messenger RNA, 3856 nt
Organism: Plodia interpunctella (Indianmeal moth)
Lineage: Eukaryota; Metazoa; Arthropoda; Insecta; Lepidoptera; Pyralidae
Gene: Chsy
Product: Chondroitin sulfate synthase
Exons: 6
Coding region: 349-2952 (867 amino acids)
Cellular component (GO): Golgi cisterna membrane
Molecular function (GO): glucuronosyl-N-acetylgalactosaminyl-proteoglycan 4-beta-N-acetylgalactosaminyltransferase activity
Source: RefSeq, a predicted model, not a curated record